AUGUUUUACAUUGUGUUUUUUUGUGUACUGUUGUUUUAUUUCUAUGGCAUUCGAACAUUUAAUUAUUGGAGAAACAGAGGUAUAAAAAAUGAUAAACCUUUACCUUAUUUUGGAAACAACCUAAAACAAUUCGUUCAAAAAUCAAGUAUGGCAAUGAUGGCUACGGGUUUAUACAAACGAUAUCCAGAAGAGAAAGUAGUUGGUUUUUUUAGAGGUACAUCACCAGAAUUGGUAAUACGAGAUCCUGAUAUCAUCAAAAGAAUAUUGGUAACUGAUUUUCAACAUUUUUAUGCAAGAGGAUUUAAUACGCAUGAAACCGUUAUAGAGCCAUUAUUAAAAAACUUGUUUUUUGCUGACGGUGAUUUGUGGCGACUAAUAAGACAGAGAUUUGGACAAUCUUUUAGUACAGGUAAAAUAAAAAGUAUGUUUGCUUUUAUAACUGAUGGAGCUGAAAAGUUACAAUUAUUAGCCAACGAUAUAUCAGAAUUGGAAUCCUAUGAUAUUAAGGAACUAAUGGCAAGGUAUACAACUGAUUUUAUUGGUGCUUGUGGCUUUGGAAUUAAUAUGGAUACAUUAGGUAACGACAGCUCAGAAUUUAGAAAACUAGGUAAGAGAAUAUUCGAAAGAACUUUUAGAGAUACUUUAGCUGGAGCAAGCAAAUAUAUUUUUCCUGAAUUAUGCAGGUAUGUAAACUUCCUUGCUCCUGAGUUAGAAACUUCAAUCAACACUCUUGUUCAGAAGGUUUUGCAUUAUAGAAAUUAUAAGCCGUGUGGAAGAAACGACUUUAUUGAUAUAAUGCUAGACUUAAAAGAAAGAGGAAAAAUUUCUGUCGAGUCCUUAAAUCUGAAAGAUUCAAAUGGUGAUCCAAAAAUUGUUGAAAUGGAAUUUACUGAUUUAUUAAUCACGGCACAAAGUUUUUUAUUUUUUGGUGCUGGAUUUGAAACUACUUCAACAACUUCCAGUUUCACAUUACACCAACUUGCUUAUAAUCCAGACUGGCAGCUAAAAGUUCAGAAUGAGAUCGAUCGAGUUCUCAUGAAAUAUGAUGGUAAAAUAACUUAUGAAGCGGUCAAUGAGAUGCAGUGUCUAGAAAAAUGCUUUUAUGAAGCUAUGAGACUAUAUCCUGCUGUGGGUUUCUUGAUGAGAAAAUGUACAACGCCCUCUUAUACAUUUCCGGAAAUCGGACUCACUAUAGACAAAGGUGUCAAAGUUAUUAUCCCAAUACAAGCGAUUCACAACGAUGAAAAAUAUUUUUACGAACCGAACAAGUUUCAUCCCGACAGAUUUACAUCGGCUAAGGAUAUGAAAAGUUCUAUAUUUUUACCAUUUGGUGACGGACCUCGGGCGUGUAUUGCUGCAAGACUGGGAAAAUUGUUGGCCAUGGCUGGGAUAGCUGCUAUUCUUCAUAAAUUCCAUGUGGAACCUAGCGCUGAAAGUAAACAGUAUCCAGAACCAGACCCAAUGGGAAUUGUCUCUGAAAGUUUUGUUGGAGGACUUCCUGUCAAAUUAAGAAAAAGAUAA
Danaus chrysippus (African queen) is the source of this 1521-nucleotide messenger RNA. The record is from the annotation of a GenBank genome assembly. NCBI's taxonomy places the organism in Eukaryota, Metazoa, Arthropoda, Insecta, Lepidoptera, Nymphalidae.